This is a messenger RNA of Aspergillus puulaauensis, 705 nucleotides long. RefSeq lists its product as uncharacterized. Lineage: Eukaryota; Fungi; Ascomycota; Eurotiomycetes; Eurotiales; Aspergillaceae. The transcript has a single exon. Bases 1 to 705 code for a protein of 234 amino acids. The record is from RefSeq and is a predicted model, not a curated record.
AUGAAAUCCUCAACCCUCCUCGCUCUCUCCCUCCCCGUGCUCUCUGCACACGCCUGGAAAAUCACCUGGCGGGACGCCUCCGGCAAAGCAAGCACCAAGAGCGGCCGCGGCCCCUCGAAAUGCAUCCCCAUCGACCACGCCGAGGGCCAGGAAUUCGACCUCGACGGCGAGGGCGAGCCGAACAUCAACAUGCUGUUGUUCACCAACAGCAAGUGCUCCGGCGACCCGUCGGGCCAGGCAACUGUCUCGUUCGUUAAGGAGGCGUCGGGCGACCUGAGCGGAUUCCAGGUUGUGAGGUUGGACGCCGGCGAUGAUGAUGAGGAUGAUGAUGAUAGUACCAGCACUGGUACCGGAUCUAGCUCUGGAAGUGCGACUCCUUCUCCUACUUCUACGUCUACCGAUGACGACGACGAGGACGACGAGACUUUCACCCUCCCGACUGUUUCGGCUACCAGCACCAGCACCAGCAGUGACUCGGAUGAGACCACGAGCCCGACAUCGACUGCGUCUUCGAGCGGUGCCGACGCUACCGAGUCGAGCAGCGCGACGGGGACAGAUAACGAUGAGACACCCUCGCCGUCUGAGUCUGGCGACGAGAGCACGCCUACCGAUGGGUCUGCGCAGCUUGCGCUCUCGCGGACUGGGCUUGCUGGGGUUGUGGUUGCUGCGAUUGCUGGGGGGUGGGCCUUGGACCUGUUGUUCUAA